This is a messenger RNA of Armigeres subalbatus, 2705 nucleotides long. RefSeq names its product scavenger receptor class B member 1. Gene Ontology annotation, cellular component: membrane; cytoplasm. Lineage: Eukaryota; Metazoa; Arthropoda; Insecta; Diptera; Culicidae. The record is from RefSeq and is a predicted model, not a curated record. Bases 115 to 1839 code for a protein of 574 amino acids. Gene Ontology annotation, molecular function: scavenger receptor activity. The transcript is spliced from 10 exons.
CAGUGCGGUGCAGUUGUAUUUUCAUCUUUUUCAAUUCAGCUCGGUCAUAGUUAUUGUGAUAUUUAUAUUCGUUUCUUUCCAUUAACAUCCACUCUUUGGUAUAGCAAAAGAAAAAUGAAGCAAAUUAUGAAUGUUUUCGGAAGCCGUUACAACUCGGUGCGUACAAAUGUUUGUGACAAUGGCACCUUUGAAAGUUUAGCAGUUAACAGGAAGAACUUGACUCGACAAUUUUCUAUCGUUGAUUCUUUUUUUCAUCAAAGGAAAAAAGGAGAGCGAACCCGUUAUCCCAAGUCCAAUUUUAUCUUGAUGGCCACCGGAUUAGUGUCAAUUUGUCUAGGAGUCAUGUCGCAUAUAUGCAAUCCAUAUAUGUUCAUAUUCAAAUGGAAAUUAGUUUUCGAGAACGGGGGUGAAAUAUUUGAACUUUGGAGAACGCCACCUGUUGAUCUUUACAUACGAAUUUUUUUGUUCAACGUUACGAAUGCGGAACAAUAUCUCAACGGAGCAGAAGAAAAAAUGGUUUUUGAAGAAGUCGGACCAUUUGUCUAUAGAGAGCUGCUUUCACAUGAAAAUAUAACAUUCAACGAUAACGGAACUCUCUCUACGAAACCUAGUCAUCCUCUUGUUUUCCAAGAACAUUUGUCUGGCGGUCAUAAAGAAGAAGAUCUUUUCUAUUUGCCGAACAUUGCAUUACUGAGCAUCGCUCAAGUGGCAUCGAGGCAUAAUUAUUUGAUUCGAUUGCCUUUAAACUUGUUAAUACGACAAACAAAAACGCUUCCCUUAGAGAAGCAAACAGCGAGGCAAUUCAUGUUUGGAUACGAAACUACCUUAACAACACUUGGGAAUACCUUUUUGCCUAAUUGGAUAUCAUUUAACAAAGUAGGAUUGAUUGAUAGAAUGUACGAUUUUGACGACGAUUUCGAAACUUUUUAUACUGGAGUAGGCGAUGAAUCACUUUCAGGCUUAUACGAAAGUUACUUAGGUUCUUCAAAAUUAAUACAGUGGGAAGGAGAGCAUUGUAGCAAUAUAAGGAAUGCAUCAGAUGGAACAAAAUUCAAAAGCUUUAUAAAAGAUGAUGAACAAUUAUUGUUUUUUAGAAAAAGUAUGUGCCGCCCCCAAAGAAUGGUUCAAAGUGGAAACGAUUACGAGGUAGAUGGAAUACAAGCGACAAAAUUUGUAUUUGAGGAGAAUGCACUCGAUAACGGACAAACCGAUGCCAGAAACAGGUGUUUUUGCAGAAAAGGGGAAUGUCUUGCCAGAGGCCUCAUAGAUGUCACAGACUGUUACUAUGGAUUUCCUAUUGCGCUCAGUUAUCCACAUUUCUACGACGGUGACCCCGCACUUCUCACUAAAAUACGUGGAUUACAUCCCAACGAAUCGCUUCAUAGCAGUUAUUUUAUGAUAAAUUCAAUUUCUGGACUGCCCCUGCAACUAUCUGUAAAGUUUCAAAUAAAUAUGGCAAUGGGAGAUAUAUCGAAUAUGGCAGAAUGUGAACGCUUCGCUAAUAUUGUUAUACCGACUUUAUGGUUUGAAAUAACAAUGCUUCAACUUCCAAAAAAUUUGCGGAAUAGAUUCUUAUUUUAUUUGAACUACCUGUGGAUUUUUGACCGGAUUGUUUAUUUCAUUCUUCUAGUCGGAGGAACACUGCUGCUUUUAUUUGCUGUGAUACGUGUGUCAUUAUCCUUGUCACUGGAGCUUUCGUCACGUAGUAUAUCAAACAGAAGAAAAGGAAGCUUAAUACCUCAGAAAUGUCAGGAAAGUCGAAGGAAUUCGGUUCUAAAAAAUAAUACUUCAAAACUAGAAAAAGGCUCUGAUCAGGAAAAGGAACAUUUUCUCGCUUGAAAUUAGAAAAAAAAAUGUCAUUAGAUUAGAUAAAUUCACAGAAUACUAGAGUGAUGUCGCAUGCAAUAUACACGUUAUUUGUCUUUAUUUUUUACAUGGGGGAAAUGACAGCUUUUGCAAAUUUUGAUUUUGAUUCGGCCAUAACAAUAUUUGAUAUGCAAAACUAUUCUAGCCUAAUUUGAGCUUAAUUGGUCUUAAAUACCAGAACAUAUUUGGUCAACACAUGAUGAAGCCGCCAUUUCCUCUAUAUAUUGAGUUCCUCUUUGUAACUGGUUUAAACAUUUUGCUCAAAGGUGUCUUUAGGCGAUAGACGGGCAAAUCGAUAUCACAUAGUAUCAUAAGUAUCAAUAAAACCAACCGAUAUCAAAGUCAUCAAUACCAAUUGAAAAUCAAUUCAUGUAAAUUAAUAUGUCAAAAUACAGUAUAUGCAAGGUCAGCUUGAUAGUUUACAUUUGCAACAUUUGGAAGGAAUUGACGUCGCUGUAACAUGGAAACAACGCCAUUGAAUGCUCGAAAGAAAAUAAAAUCCGAAUCCGAAAAUACAUACAAUGUGUGUAUAACAAAUUUUCUGGCAUGUGAGUUUCAACUUCGCCACACACACUUAAAAUAGAUUUCGCUGUUAGGUAAUUCUUUGUUUGACGAAAAACUACGGUAAACCAAAGAAAUUCGAUUAACAAGAUUAAUUUUACCGAAUAUCAGUAAAAUCAUACCGAACAAACUGUAAGUCCAAAAUGAUUUGACGGAGUUUCAGUAGUCGAACUUACAGUUUGAUCUGUAAAAUCGUAUUAUCGCCGUGCAUUGUAAAAUAAUUACCGGGCAAACUGCAAAAUAAAUAAUAUAUUACAAAACAACAGUAAAGCGAUAAA